CAGAGCCUUGCCUUGAAACCACAGAGGGCAGGUACUGGGUGGAAAACUCCAGCGCGUGAUUCACCCUCCUCCCCUGCCCUCGUCAGCCAGGCCAACUCCCCUCCUGAGAUCUCAGAUCUCCGUUUCCAGCCUGGGGGUUGCUGGUGCCCAUCCUGUCCACCCACAUCUCCUCUUCCCUCCGGAGGACGAGGAGCCGGCACCAGAGGGGGCAGGGAGACUUGAAGCCCAGAGAGGAGGUGUGAUUUGCCUAAGGUCACACAGCAACAUGGAAGCUCAGCGCCGCACUCCCUGUGCAGGCUGUGCCCCCCUUGGCGUCCUGCGGCCUCCCAGUCCAGCCACGGCUAUGCACAGAAAAGCGGCGGUCCACGAGGAUGGGUCUCCCGUGGUCUCCUGGGUCCCCGAGGAGGGGGAGAAGGACCAGGAAGGCGGGGACCACAUCAAGCAUCGGGGCCAGUGGACCAACAAGAUGGAGUUUGUGCUGUCGGUGGCCGGCGAGAUCAUCGGGCUGGGCAACGUCUGGAGGUUCCCCUACCUCUGCUACAAAAACGGGGGCGGGGCCUUCUUCAUCCCCUACUUCAUCUUCUUCUUCGCCUGCGGCAUCCCAGUGUUCUUCCUGGAGGUGGCGCUGGGCCAGUACACCAGCCAGGGGAGCGUCACAGCCUGGCGGAAGAUCUGCCCCCUCCUCCAGGGCAUCGGUCUGGCGUCCGUGGUCAUUGAGGCCUAUCUGAACAUCUACUACAUCGUCAUCCUCGCCUGGGCUCUCUUCUACCUGUUCAGCUCCUUCACCUCGGAGCUGCCCUGGACGGCCUGCACCCACUCCUGGAACACGGAGCAGUGCAGGGACUUUGUGAACCACUCAGCUGCCAGCACAGCGACCCCUUCUGAGAACUUCACCUCGCCCGUCAUAGAGUUCUGGGAGAGACGUGUUCUGGGCAUCACCGCUGGCCUCCAUGACCUGGGGGCCCUGCGCUGGGAGCUGGCCCUGUGCCUCCUGCUCGCCUGGGUGGUCUGCUACUUCUGCAUCUGGAAGGGGGUCAAGAUCACAGGCAAGGUUGUUUACUUCACGGCCACGUUCCCCUACCUGAUGCUGGUCAUCCUCUUGGUCCGCGGCGUCACGCUGCCCGGGGCCUCCGCAGGCAUCAUCUACUACCUGAAGCCGGAUCUGCUUCGCCUCAAGGACCCCCAGGUGUGGAUGGAUGCGGGCACCCAGAUCUUCUUCUCCUUCGCCAUCUGCCAGGGGUGCCUGACGGCCCUGGGCAGCUACAACAAGUACCACAACAACUGCUACCGGGACUGCGUCGCCCUCUGCUUCCUCAACAGCGCCACCAGCUUGGGGGCUGGCUUUGUGGUCUUCUCCAUCCUGGGCUUCAUGUCGCAGGAGCAGGGGGUGCCCAUCUCCGAGGUGGCUGAGUCAGGCCCCGGGCUGGCCUUCAUCGCCUUCCCCAAGGCCGUGACCAUGAUGCCCCUGUCGCAGCUGUGGUCCUGCCUCUUCUUCCUCAUGCUCAUCUUCCUCGGGCUGGACAGCCAGUUUGUCUGUAUGGAGUGCCUGGUGACAGCCUCCAUGGACAUGUUCCCCAGGCAGCUCCGGAAGAGCGGGCAGCGGGAGCUCCUGAUCCUCGGCAUCGCGGUCGUGUGCUACCUGAUCGGGCUCUUCCUGGUCACCGAGGGCGGGAUGUACGUCUUCCAGCUGUUCGAUUAUUAUGCCUGCAGCGGCACGUGCCUGCUCUUCCUUUCCGUGUUUGAAGUGAUCUGCAUCAGCUGGGUGUACGGGGCCGAGCGUUUCUAUGACAACGUUGAGGACAUGAUUGGCUACCGGCCAUGGCCCCUGGUGAAGAUCUCCUGGCUCUUCCUGACCCCCGGACUUUGCCUGGCCACGUUCCUCUUCUCCUUGAGCAAGUACAGCCCUCUCAAGUACAACAACGUCUACGUGUACCCGCCCUGGGGGUACUCCAUCGGCUGGCUGCUGGCGCUCUCCUCCAUGGGCUGCGUCCCUCUCUUCAUCCUCAUCACCCUCCUGAAGACCCAGGGUUCCUUCGGGAAGCGCCUGCGGCAGCUCAUCACCCCCGACCCCAGCCUGCCACAGCCCACACGGCACCUGCAUCUGGACAGCGGCCCCGGCCGGUACUGCGAGCCCUCUGCGGCCAAGGAGGGACUCGUGGCUGGGGAGAAGGAGACGCACUUGUAGGAUGUGGCGGGAAGCCGGGUGGCUGCUGAGCCAGGAGCCUGGGUCAGGGCCCCCUCAGCCCCCAGCGGACAGCCUUCGCCUCUGCCCCUCCCACAGCCCCGCUGAGAAGCUCUGUGGUAUCCACGGGCCACCCUCCUGGUGGCCCAGAGCCGGUGCCACCGGCCUGCCGUGCUGUUGGAACACACUGUCUUGUCUGCAAAGGAGGUGGCCUUCCUGGACUCCACCAUCUGACCGUAUAUAAAACGCACUGCAGUGUGUCACAGAGGGAAGCCCCCGUGGGGAGGCCUCCUCUUAGAACGCACGUCUUUGCGCUGGGAGGGUGCCAGUGGGCUGCACACCGCAACCUGACUCAGGGAACCCGAUGGGACACACCAUGUUGGACGUGACAAGCUGAGCACCCACACUGGGCUCUGCAUUCUGUUGGAGGGGGUCCUUCGCUGGCUUAGCGUCCUGGAGCCCACGGGAAGGAACCAGAGAAACCGCCAGGAGGCAACCUUCGCACGCCGCAGAUGUCUUGGGUUUCCCUGGAGGCCAUCUCUCAAGGUGUCCCUCAGCUCUCAGAGCACUGGGGCCGGAGGGGCUCGGGAUGGUCCCUGGACUUGGCAGAUACGGCAUGUGUGUCUCUAUGGACCUGUGCCCGAGACAGACACUGCUAGGCCAUCACAGGUCCUUCCCCGCUCACACCCUUCCAAAGGCAGUGCUCCCCGCAGUCCCACUUGCCACCCUGCUUUUGCCCAUACCCUGACUUCAUGGGUGGGGAAACUGAGGACCAGAGACAAAGUGGCUUCUCAAGGUCGCACAGCACCUGGGGCCAGACUCGACUAAACCCGGUCUCUGUUCUCAGGCCGGCGUCCCUCCCCCUGCACCUCCUGCCUGGUUAACAAGUAUGCAUGGUUGCCUGCCA
Messenger RNA from Camelus dromedarius (Arabian camel), 3089 nucleotides. RefSeq names its product solute carrier family 6 member 12 (gene SLC6A12). Gene Ontology annotation, biological process: sodium ion transmembrane transport; neurotransmitter transport. The record is from RefSeq and is a predicted model, not a curated record. Gene Ontology annotation, cellular component: plasma membrane. The transcript has 16 exons. Lineage: Eukaryota; Metazoa; Chordata; Mammalia; Artiodactyla; Camelidae. The coding region runs from base 266 to 2185 and encodes 639 amino acids. Gene Ontology annotation, molecular function: gamma-aminobutyric acid:sodium:chloride symporter activity.